This is a messenger RNA of Olea europaea var. sylvestris, 1797 nucleotides long. RefSeq lists its product as uncharacterized. The record is from RefSeq and is a predicted model, not a curated record. NCBI's taxonomy places the organism in Eukaryota, Viridiplantae, Streptophyta, Magnoliopsida, Lamiales, Oleaceae. Bases 1 to 1797 code for a protein of 598 amino acids. The transcript has 7 exons.
AUGGAGGUUCAUUCACAAAUUAUCCAUUGUAAAGCUACUUACAAGGUAACUUCUUUUACUUUUCUUGUGAGUUUUGUAUAUGGAUUUCACACUAUGGUUAAUCAAAGGCCACUUUGGAAUACCAUUAUAGAGCUCAAUGAAAAUGUGUCAUUACCUUGGUUGAUUCUUGGUGACUACAACAAUGUUCUUAAGUUUGAUGAGAAAUGUAAUGGGGCGGAUGUUACCCCUUAUGAAAUUAAAAAUCUUGCAAAUUGUUGCCUUAAAGUGGGUCUUACGGAUGUGCGGUCCAUUGGUUGUUUUUACACGUGGACUAAUGGGUUGGUUUGGAACAAAAUUGAUAGGGCAAUGGUCAAUGAUUUUUGGGUACAAAAUGGGGCAUUUGUUGAAGCAAAUUUCCUACCUUCCGGAUGUCUUUCCGACCACUCCCCUUGCAUUGUCUCUAUAUAUGACCGUAAAUUGAGCAAACUUAAGGGUGCUUUGAAGGAGCUUAAUUUUAAGCAUUUUGGGCAUAUUUCGACUAGAGCAAGUGAGGCCAAAAAUGAUUUAGAGGCUCCCCAAUUACAGUUACAUAAUCAGCCCAUGAAUAUGCAUUUUCAGCUUUUGGUUGCGAAAUUGAGGAAGAAGACCGUUGGUUUAUGUGAAGCGGAACGUAGUUUUUAUUACCAAAAGGCUAAGUACGUCUUUCUUAAGCAAAGUGAUAAAUGCACAAAGUUUUUUCACUCGAUCGUUAAAAGGAAUUCUAGUAGGAAUUUUAUUGAUACUAUACUCAAAGAAGAUGGGAGGUAUACUACAUCACAAGAUCAAGUUGCUAUGGAAUUUGUCAAUUUCUAUACUUCUUUGCUGGGGAAAAAUUGCCCUACUCGGCCUAUUGAGAUGGAUAUUGUUAUUAAUGGUCCCUUGAUUUCUUUGGAACAAGGCAACAAUUUGAUUCGGGACAUUUCUUAUGAGGAAAUUAAAGAUGCUCUUUUUGAUAUUGGAGAUGAAAAGUCUCCCGGAUUGAGACCCAUUUUGGGAGACGUUGUUGAUCAUGCACAAGCCGCUUUUGCGAAAGGUAGGAGUGUCACGGAGAACAUUCAUCUUGCCCAAGAAUUCUUGAGAGACGUUCUUCAUGGGUUGCAAUUUCCCUCGAGAUUUGUUCAUUGGGUUAUGGAAUAUGUCACUUCUACAUCAUAUUCUAUAGCUUUGAAUGGGACUUCGCAUGGUUUUUUCAAAGGUAGGAAAGGUCUUCGGCAAGGUGACCCCCUUUCCCCUUUCUUAUUUGUGCUUUGUAUUGAAUACCUCUCAAGAUUGCUUAAAGCUGCCACGGAUGAUAAUGAUUUCAAUUUUCACCCAAAAUGUGGUUCCCAAAAGAUCACCCAUUUAGCUUUUACGGAUGAUUUGAUGCUAUUUGCUACGGGAGACGUUAUGUUGAAUGUUCUUAAAUCCAACUUGUUUACUGCUGGAAUUCAUGGACAGCUUCUUGAAGAUAUCUUAGGAUUAACAAGCAAGAUUGAACUUAUAAGGCGGUUCUUCAAGGAGUCGAAUAAUAUUUGCCUUCCAAAAGAGGAAGGAGGCCUUGGAUUAAAGGACUUGAAGAGUUGGAAUUUAGCGUUACUUGCUAAAUGCCUUUGGAACAUUCACAAUAAAAAGGACACUCUAUGGAUUCGGUGGGUUCAUCAAAUUUAUCUUAGUGGGACUUGCAUUUGGGAGGUUUGUCCUAGAAAUGAUCAUUCUCCACUCUUCAAGAAACUAUUGGAAAUUAGGGACAUUCUUCUUGUAAAAGAUGCUGCCCAACAGUUUUUAACUAAUGGACAGUAA